CUGUUGUCUUUACAGAAGCAGACUGACACAUCUUUCUCCUGAGGAGCAGCUCGUGGGUUCAAGCCUCCGACCUUUCAGCAGCUUUAACCCCUGCGCUACCGGGGCUCAACUACAGGUGUAGGGGUUAGGGUUUACAACACAUAUUUUUAGGGGGGCACGAUUCAAUCCAUAACACCAACAGAAUCAAAGAUUUUAGUAGAAAGAUGAUCUGCUUCUUAACUCAUCUGUGAUUUUAUAAUUUUUUAUGUUCCUAGUGACAGUGAUAUCAAAGAAGCAUUCUAUUAUGUGAUGAAGUAUUGGGGGAGGGAGGGUGCACUGAUCCUUCUGUUUACCAGAAAAAUUAAUUCAGCAGACUUUAAAAAAUAUUUUAAUAAAAAAGCUUUCUAAUAAAACACUAAACUUCCAAUCAUUGUUAGUAAUUCAGUUCUUUCUAAGUAUUGCAUAUGAAACACAAAACUCUGUAGUAUGUCUUCUGUAGUGUGUGUAUUGAAAGUAUUAUUGCUAUUUUAGAAUUAACAGUCCUUAGAUUUAGCAAUCUUACUGAAGUUCUGAGCAAUUAAAAAUUCUGUUUGUAAUUCUCCUUCCAUAGUAAAUCUUUUCAUUUUGCUGGUUAUCUCGUCACCUGGAGGUAAUUGAUCAUUGUCCAAACAUCUUUGCUUGAUAAUACUUUUACCCUUUAUCACGGCAUCUUGAUUUAAAAGUCUACUCUGUAGUUAGCUAGAGAGACAUGCCCUGCUGCCUCUGAGGACAUAGUUGUUCAGUAAAGAAGGGAUGUUUCAUCAGCAAAUUAGUAUUGACUGUUCUCUUCUUGAUCUAGUGAUUUCUUCAACUGAUAUUAAAUGGGUGAUCGGGGCUGCUAGCACACUUAUCCUCUGAGUCCUCCGCAAGCCUGUUUCAUGUGGGAGAAUAACAGGUAUUUCCUAAGCUCCACAACGUGAUGGCCAAUAAUUAACAAACUGGAUGGCUUCAACAGGGAGCCAGGCCUCUGAUAUAAACGAGCUUUUUGGAUUCUUCAAUGAUGGCGCACCCCCCACCAAAAAGCCCAGGAAGCUGCUUCCCAGCUUAAAAACGAAGAAGCCUCAGGAACUUGUGCUGGUGAUCGGAACAGGCAUUAGUGCUGCGGUUGCCCCUCAGGUCCCAGCCCUGAAGUCCUGGAAGGGCUUAAUUCAGGCCUUACUGGAUGCUGCCAUUGAUUUUGAUCUCCUGGAAGAUGAGGAGAGCAAAAAAUUCCAGAAGUGUCUCCAUGAAGACAAGAACCUUGUUCAUGUUGCCCAUGACCUCAUCCAGAAACUCUCUCCUCGUACCAGUAAUGUUCGAUCCACAUUUUUCAAGGACUGUUUAUAUGAAGUGUUCGAUGACUUGGAGUCAAAGAUGGAAGAUUCUGGGAAACAGCUACUUCAGUCAGUUCUCCACCUGAUGGAAAAUGGAGCCCUAGUAUUAACUACAAAUUUUGAUAAUCUCCUGGAACUCUAUGCAGCAGAUCAGGGAAAACAGCUUGAAUCCCUGGACCUUACUGAUGAGAAAAAGGUUCUUGAGUGGGCUCAGGAGAAGCGGAAGCUGAGCGUGUUGCAUAUCCAUGGAGUCUACACCAACCCCAGUGGCAUCGUCCUACAUCCAGCUGGGUAUCAGAACGUGCUCAGGAACACUGAAGUUAUGAGAGAGAUUCAGAAACUCUACGAAAACAAGUCAUUUCUUUUCCUGGGUUGUGGCUGGACUGUGGAUGACACCACUUUCCAAGCCCUUUUCCUGGAGGCUGUCAAGCAUAAAUCUGACUUAGAACAUUUCAUGCUGGUUCGGAGAGGAGAUGUAGAUGAGUUCAAGAAGCUUCGGGAAGACAUGCUAGACAAAGGGAUUAAAGUCAUCUCCUACGGAAAUGAAUAUGCUGAUCUUCCCGAAUAUUUUAAGCGACUGACAUGUGAGAUCUCAACGAGGGGUAGAUCAGCAGGGACGGUGAGAGGUCAGCUGAAUGGUUCGUCUUCAGCACACAGUGACGUAAGGUACACUAUUUCCUAUUCCAUUUAUCAGUCAGCAGAAAAUGUCGUCCUAGGGCUUAGUGACGACCACGGAGAAUACUGAUUUCUCUCUCCUACUUACCUUUCCUAUUAAGGAUUCUAUUUUCCUAUAUAGUCUAUCACAGAAUUCCUCAUAUCUCUUAUGACUUGUAAAGCAUUAAAAUGCCUAAAUAUCUACAGCUUUAGCUGUGUAAACUGGUUUUGUGAAGUUUCAUUAUCACUGUCCACCUUUUUUCUCCCUCCACAGGCAGUAGUACCUGAGAGGGCCACAGAAGCCACCGUUAGAGCAAGCUGUGAGGCCCUGCCGUGGACAGUGUUUAACAAGUAAACUUACAAGAACCCAGCCAGGAAGUACCAAAAUGCAGAGGCUGAAGGUUGGGGAUAGAGUGGGGGGUGAAUGUUCCAACUUAAUUUUUCACGCUGGCUGGUUCUUGAUAUCCUGCUGCCUGUUCCAGUUCAAGAAUGCCCAGAAGACAACG
Molecule: messenger RNA, 2491 nt
Organism: Trichechus manatus latirostris (Florida manatee)
Lineage: Eukaryota; Metazoa; Chordata; Mammalia; Sirenia; Trichechidae
Gene: SIRAL1
Product: family with sequence similarity 118 member B
Exons: 7
Coding region: 961-2076 (371 amino acids)
Source: RefSeq, a predicted model, not a curated record